AUGGACGAAGAAGACGCAGAAGACGAAGUAAACGCAGAAGACAAAGUAGACGCAGAAGACAAAGUAGACGCAGAAGACAAAGUAGACGCAGAAGACGAAGUAGACGCAGAAGACGAAGUAGACGCAGAAGACGAAGUAGACGCAGAAGACGAAGUAGACGCAGAAGACAAAGUAGACGCAGAAGACGAAGUAGACGCAGAAGACGAAGUAGACGCAAAAGACGAAGUAGACGCAGAAGACGAAGUAGACGCAGAAGACGAAGUAGAGUCAGAAGACGAAGUAGACGCAGAAGACGAAGUAGACGCAGAAGACGAAGUAGACGCAGAAGACGAAACGGCACGGGUGAAAGCUGCCCGCCACCGCGCGGAGGUGAAAAGAAACCUGGACGAGCAGGUUACAGAAAGCCUGUUGGCUCUUUGCGAGGCUGCCUGCUGUCAGUGA
This is a messenger RNA of Eriocheir sinensis (Chinese mitten crab), 441 nucleotides long. Its product is annotated as probable DNA-directed RNA polymerase subunit delta. Lineage: Eukaryota; Metazoa; Arthropoda; Malacostraca; Decapoda; Varunidae. The coding region runs from base 1 to 441 and encodes 146 amino acids. The record is from RefSeq and is a predicted model, not a curated record. The transcript has 2 exons.